CCGGCCCGAGUCCAUCCCUAGCUAUUUGUAGGAUAGAUAAAUAUUAUUUGAGGGCAUCAUUGUGUCAAAGAGUAUAGUAUGAUGAAGUCAUUUAUCAGGGGCAGGUACAAAUCCUGCGUCCACCACUUGGUGUGGUAUCCUUUGUAUAUUGCUCUCUAGUAAACGUGUGUCGCAGGCAGAAAACGCCAGGCCAGCAUAUAUACUAUGAGUAUAUAUCAUGUCCGGUUUGCAUGGCUUACACCUGUCAAUUUCAAUUCUACAAUAAGCCUCACCCCCACCGCUUCAACUUUUCAUAAACACGAGCUAAGAAAGAAACACACACUACAGUUUACCCAUCACUAAUUAACUGCUCCUAUAACAAGCAGCCAGAUAUAUUCAUAUCAUCUGGGUAGUGAAACGUACGAGAAAAGAAGAAAUGGGAAAGAAGAAUCAGGCGUGUAUGAACAACCUGUUGUUGGCGUUGGUACUGCUUUUGGUUGCUUAUAAUUGUGCAACGGCAGCUGGGGGAGGUAGAAGAGGUCAUCUUCAGUUCGAAGCAGAGGCGGCGGAUUCAGAAGGGAAAGAUGAGCAGCAGCAGAAGAAGCUGUUCAUGUUGCAGGAAGAGAAAGAGGUGGUGAGAACAGAAGCUGGGGUGAUUAAGGUGGUCAGCGGUGGCAGCGACAGAUUAAUGAAGUCGCUGCAGAAGCAGCCAUUAAUCGAUAUCGGGUUCAUCACUAUGGAGCCCAAAUCCUUGCUCCUCCCUCAUUAUCUUGAUUCCACCCUCGUCCUUUUCGUUCGUUUAGGGGAUGCAAGAAUCGGCCACAUAUACAAGGAUGAGUUGGUGGAGAGAGACUUGAAAGCAGGGGAUAUAUACACCAUUGAAGCCGGCUCUGCUUUCUAUUUGGUCAACACUGCAGGUGGGCAAAGGCUUCGUAUCAUUUGCAGCAUUGUCGGCACCUCUCCUACCAUUGGAUCCAAUCCUUUCCAGCCGUUCUUCAUCGGUGGCGGAAAACAUCCUGCCUCCGUUCUUGCUGGAUUUGAUUUCAAGACGCUAUCAACCGCUUUUAAUGUGUCGGGGAGAGAGCUAGGGGAACUUCUGGGGGCGAAUUUGUCCGGCCCGAUCGUGCCAUUAUCAGAUUCUAAUCAUCCCGCAAACGCCUGGACUGGUUUCCUAGACCUGAAACAAGAGGAGAGAGUUGCACUCUUGAAGAGGGCAGCGGCUUUUGAGGCACCCGUGGAUAGAGAGGGAGAGGGAUGGACAUGGCUGUUCAGAAAGCUGAUGAGUCCCUUGAUGAGCAACAAUGACGAUGCUACUGAUCCUUACAACCUCUAUGAAAGUAAGCCAGAUUUCAGCAAUGACUACGGGUGGAGCAUGGCUGUUGAUGAAAAUGAUUACUCUCCUCUCAAACUCCCCGACGUCACUGUUUACCUUGUCAAUCUUACUGCUGGGUCGAUGAUGGCGCCGCAUAUCAACCCGAGAGCAACAGAGUACGGGGUUGUUCUUAGAGGAACGGGAGAGGUUCAAGUCGUGUUCCCCAACGGAACGCUCGCCAUGAAAGCCGAGGUGAAGGAGGGAGAUGUGUUUUUGGUGCCCCGGUUCUUCCCGUUCUGCCAGAUAGCGUCCCGGAAUGGUCCUUUCGAGUUCUUCGGCUUCACCACCUCGGCCAGGGACAACCAGCCCCAGUUCUUGGCAGGCGAAGGUUCGGUUAUGCAACUUCUGAGAGGGCGAGAGUUGGCAAAGGCUCUUGGGUUGAGCGAAAAGAGGCUCGGGGAGCUUCUUGACGCUCAAAGUUUUAGUACCAUAUUGCCCUCAGCCAAGGCUGCCCCGCCCAGGAUGAUAUGAUGCGAUGAGAAUGAAGGGUGUGUUGUUUGUGGUGUUUAUUAGAUGUUUGUGUUAUUUCAUCUUUGUUCAGUUGUGACCAGUGAAACGUAAGUCGAUCUUUUUAUUUCUUUAGAUAUCUUGAUUGUUUUUGUUGCUGUGUGAUCCCAUUUUCGAACUACUCUGCAGUCUGCACAUAUUUUAACUGUUGGUUUAGCGUUAAUCAAUAAGUAUGCAGGUGAACUUCAGAUAAAUAAAGUUAAUUUGAAAUGAAAACGGUAUUUGGGUAAUACUCCGAUCAAGUAAAAAACUCUUUUGGCAGAACCUGAACGUCUCGGACUCUUCCCAAGAAAGUCUUCCUUCUUGGUAGGCUUCUCUUAUCAAAUCCAGGACGCUAAGCAUGGAAACAGGAGCAGCUGCUUGGAAGGUCUUGGCGACGGCGGUGGAAACUGAACCAGUAGAUGUGUGUGUGUGUGUGAGGAGUGGUAGGAUCCACUGUGCACGAGAGAAGGGUGGUUUCAACUUUCAAGAUCCAUCAUCAUUGCGAGCAUGGCGGAAGGCUCAUUUCAAGCUCCAUCGUCGCUGUAGAGCAUGGGAAAAGGGUCGUUUCAAGCCCCACCUUUGUCACCGUUCCAUGUUCGACACACUGAU
Molecule: messenger RNA, 2449 nt
Organism: Cuscuta epithymum
Lineage: Eukaryota; Viridiplantae; Streptophyta; Magnoliopsida; Solanales; Convolvulaceae
Source: the annotation of a GenBank genome assembly